AUGGCAUUUAAUAGAUUUUGGUGUCGUUUAGCGAUUCCAAUAUUAUGGGAAGAUCCAUUUACAAUUUCUAACCGAAAUUAUCGUUGUAUUGAAAUUUAUUUACACUUUUUAAAUGAAGAUAGUAAAGCAAAAUUUAAUGAAUAUGGAAUUAAUAAUAAUUUAGUACCUAAAAAUACAUUAUUCAAUUAUCCUAAUUUUAUUAAAUACUUAACUAUAACUGGUAUUCACUUUUCUGUUGAAAAAUGGGUUGAUACUUUAGUGGAUAAUAAUCAUAAGAAUCUAGAAAAAUUAGUUUAUAAAUCAUUAUUUGAAGUGUUCCUUAAACAUGAAGGGAGCUUACAUUCUUUUAGAUUUAUAAUGUCUAGGAAUAUUCAUUUUACUUGUUUUGAUAAUACUAUGGAAUUGGUUUUACAAAAUCCACAUUUUACUUACAAUAUUAAAAAUUUUACAUUACGUAUUUUUCAUGCUCCAAAUGUCACGAAUAUCAUUUCCUUUUUAAAAUUUUUAUGUUCUAAUUGCAAUUUAAUCACAUCACUUCAUUUUUCUUUAUCUAGUAUUAAUGAUUUUUCAGCAAUUAGAAAAUAUUUAUCACAAAUGAUUAUUUCACAACAUAAUCUCAAAAUAGUUUCAUUUGGAACUAGUAUUGAUAUUUUAUAUCACCUAUUUUUAUCAUUAAAAAAUUCUAAUUGUUCAAAUACUUUAAAUACGAUUAUAUUUGAUAGUAUUGAUUUUAGAAAUGUAAUUACAGUUUUACAAGAAGUAUUUGAUCAAUUGAAUGUUUUAGAAUCAAUUCAUAUUCUUUAUUGUGAUUCUUUGAAUUCCGAUUUUGUUCAACAAAUCAUUAAAGUUAUCAAACCUUUUAAAUUGAGAUCUUUAUGUAUUAAGGAUAUAUUAUAUAUUGAAUCAUUACAACUUCUAUUACAAAAAUGUGGUGAUUAUUUAGAAAAUUUUGAAUUUGGAUCUGAGUGUGAAGAGUAUGAAGGAUCAAGACAACAAUUUCUUGAAUUAAUUAUGAAAUAUUGUACAAAAAUUAAACGUUUUACUACUGAAAAUCCUGAUGACAUUAAUAUUUAUCUAUUAAUUGAAAAUAUUGGACAAACUAUUAAUUGUCUUACUAUUGAUAUUUAUUAUGAUGACUUAGAUUCAAAUGUAUUACAAAAUUUAGGACAAGUUCUCCCUUCUAAAUUAGAAUAUUUACAUUUAUCACUUUCAUUUAAUUCAAGUGAUUUUGAAAUAUUUUUAAAAAAUUCUCAAAACACUUUUAUUAGAAAAUUAAUAAUUAAUAAUGUGAUGCAAGAUGAAGGAGAAAGUAUUUUGUUUUACAUAAAGGAAUAUAUUAUGAGGAAGGAAAGGGUUAAAUAUUUAGCUUUUUCAGAAUGUUUUCCAUAUGAUGAUACGGCUAGAGAAUUGUUUUCUUUAGAAGAUGAAGUAAAUGAAUUUAGAUUGCAUAAUGUUAUAGUUCAAAGAUAUGAUGAUUUAUGUAUUUCUAUACAUGGUAUUAUUUAUGAUUUAAAUGUGUAA
Molecule: messenger RNA, 1521 nt
Organism: Rhizophagus irregularis DAOM 181602=DAOM 197198
Lineage: Eukaryota; Fungi; Glomeromycota; Glomeromycetes; Glomerales; Glomeraceae
Source: RefSeq, a predicted model, not a curated record